AUGUCUUCGACCCAUAUAUUCAACGUUGAAAUGACUUGUGAAGGGUGUUCAGGUGCUGUCGAGAGAGUGCUUAACCGAUUAAAAGGCCAAGGAGUGGAUAACAUCUCAAUUUCAUUACCGGAUCAAAAAGUAAUAGUAACUUCAACACUAAGUGCAGACCAACUGCUUGAAGUAAUAAAGAAAACGGGAAAGAAAACUAGCUAUGUUGGUAUACAAUAAAAAUAAUAACCCUAAUGAAAUAAUGGCAUGUUGAGAGUAUAAAAUAUAUGUUAAAUGAUGAAUCAAACUGUUAAUCAAAGAAAUUUUAUAUGUUAUACCAUAAUUAUGUAAUUUAUUGUUUAAUGUGGAUAAUUGUUUAUAAAGUAUAUUUUAUUGUUGUGUUUAAAAGAGGUAUACAUUUUUUUGUAUUAUAACUGAUGCAGCUUUACAUCAUUUAUAAGUAUCAAUUAAUCAUUAUAUAUUAUUAAUCAUUGUCUUAAAGUGUAUG
Nymphalis io (European peacock) is the source of this 487-nucleotide messenger RNA. RefSeq names its product copper transport protein ATOX1 (gene Atox1). The record is from RefSeq and is a predicted model, not a curated record. Gene Ontology annotation, biological process: copper ion transport. The transcript is spliced from 2 exons. NCBI's taxonomy places the organism in Eukaryota, Metazoa, Arthropoda, Insecta, Lepidoptera, Nymphalidae. Gene Ontology annotation, cellular component: cytosol. Gene Ontology annotation, molecular function: metal ion binding; copper chaperone activity. The coding region runs from base 1 to 219 and encodes 72 amino acids.